Molecule: messenger RNA, 384 nt
Organism: Dioszegia hungarica
Lineage: Eukaryota; Fungi; Basidiomycota; Tremellomycetes; Tremellales; Bulleribasidiaceae
Exons: 5
Biological process (GO): protein import into mitochondrial intermembrane space
Cellular component (GO): mitochondrial intermembrane space
Molecular function (GO): zinc ion binding
Source: RefSeq, a predicted model, not a curated record
CUCAGUAAACACAUCUUGAAUGCGCAAGUCUCGAUCCGAGCGCCAUGCUGCAGGAAAUGGUUUGACUGCCCAGACUGUCACGCCGAGUCGGAGUCUCACGAGCUGAGAAAAGCCGUCGAGAUGGCCUUCAUGUGCAAGAAGUGCAAAAAGGCAUUUCGGAAAGAUAUGACCGAGUAUGAAGAAGCGGACGAGUACUGCCCUCAUUGCGAUAAUCAAUAUGUGGUAGAAGCGAAAGAACCAAAAGCGAUGAUUGGGGUGGAAGGCGAGGAUGCACGGAUGGAUUCGAGGAUGAUCAAAGACGACCGGGAAAAGAUUGCGAUGGAUAGAAGUCUCUUUGCAGGGAAGGACGUGAGCGAUAAGCUGGAUACGAGACCGCGGAGAUGA